GCAGAAAGGAAAGUACGAAAGCAAUUGCUCGGGCUUUCACAUCUAGAGAGCCACGCUGCAAGGUAAAGCUCAAGUCUUCUGGCGCUCAUGAAUAUGUGAAGAGGUUCACAGUAUCUUUAAAAAUACUACUGAACAGAUAAAAAGAAAUUUAAAAGCCCCUGGAUCCCAGGUGGGCGUGUAUACUGUCUGAGCUGCCCUAGGAGUUUUCCCCUGGAUAGUCUGAUCUGGAGCUGGGGAAGGAAGAGCAGCUGGCAAGAUGAUGGAAGAAAUCUCCAUUAUGGUAGCCUAUGACGCCCAUGUUUUCAGCCAGCUGCAUGAUGAAGACUUCCUCACUAGCCUGGUGGCCAUCAGCAAGCCCAGGUCCAUGGUACCAACCAAAAAGCUGAAGAAAUAUGAAAAAGAGUAUCAGGCAAUGCGGGAGAAUCAGCUACAACAGGAAGACCCAAUGGAUAGAUACAAGAGGGAGAACCGAAGAUUACAGGAAGCCAGCAUGAGGUUGGAACAAGAAAAUGACGACCUUGCCCAUGAACUAGUGACAAGCAAAAUUGCUCUGCGGAAUGACUUGGAUCAGGCAGAGGACAAGGCAGACGUGCUGAAUAAGGAGCUCCUCUUGACCAAGCAGAGGUUGGUGGAGACUGAGGAAGAGAAGAGGAAGCAGGAGGAGGAGACUGCCCAGCUAAAAGAAGUCUUCAGGAAGCAGCUAGAAAAGGCAGAAUAUGAGAUAAAGAAGACUACAGCUAUCAUUGCUGAGUAUAAACAGAUAUGUUCUCAGUUAAGUACCAGGCUGGAAAAACAGCAAGCAGCCAGCAAGGAGGAGCUAGAAGCAGUAAAGGGUAAGAUGAUGGCAUGUAAACACUGCAGUGACAUUUUCAGCAAGGAAGAAGCGUUAAAACCAGCCUCUGUAAGUGGAGAGGACCAGGGAAUUGAAGCCGAUGAUGAGAAGGACUCGCUGAAGAAGCAGCUGAGGGAGAUGGAGCUGGAACUGGCGCAGACUAAGCUGCAACUGGUGGAAGCCAAGUGCAAAAUUCAGGAACUAGAGCAUCAGAGAGGAGCGCUUAUGAAUGAAAUACAAGCUGCAAAAAACUCUUGGUUUAGCAAAACUCUGAACUCUAUCAAAACAGCCACAGGCACCCAGCCCCUACAGCCACCACAGGCUCCUCAGCCACCCAAGGAGAGCACAUAGCUCCAGCCUCAGCCUAGCACAAGAGCACAAUGAUCAAAACAACAGAAACCAAGAAUUCUUCCUGUUGUCCCUUUGAAAGAAAGUAAAGGAGACCAGAAAGCAAGUUAGAAUCUGUAGUAGCUCUGUCUUUCGUGUAUGACAUUUUUCAAAGGGAUGAUAUUUAACCUGACCCGAUUUAUGUUGAAUAUCUAUUUCUCAGCUUCUUCAUGGAAAGCCACAUUUACAUCCGUCAUAGUAUUACACAUUGUUUUAUAUGCCUGGAAUUUAGUUGGAAAUAAGUAAUCUAGAACUAAAUGCUUUUGUUUAGAAUUAAUUAUUCAUAAUUUUUUAAAUCUCACAUAAAAAUGGAGACAUGUUAUUCCAAGGUUAAAAUGGUAAGAUCUUUGUCACAGAAUUCUGUUUUUCAAGGGAAACCUAACUUCUCUAACGUUCCAGGAUUAUUCAGAUAAAGCACAGUGUGGGACUGUACAUGACCACUGAUAGUGACUUCCAGAGUAGUGCUACUCUGAAAAGAACAGACCAAGGGUUGGCUUGAAAGUUGCCCCAAAUUAUUUUGAGUUGGCUACCUUUGGAAAUGGAGUGCCAAGCUGGAGUAAAUGGGCUACUGCACUCUAGGUAAAUAGAGACUCAGUAAAUGUGCAAUACAGUCAUUUGGCUCUGGCAUUCUAGCAGGCCCUUUUAAGGACUCCACAUGGGGCUCAUUCUCCUGAUGUGCCUUUGUAUGAACAUAGAGGUGACUUGUGGCAAAUAUAUCCUCAAAGAUGGAUACUGUAAGUUGCAGACUUAGGGACCCUUCAUUGGAGAAGUCUAAAAAAGGUCCAUGUUAGUCAUUGUACUUCAGUGGAAUAGUACUGAGCCAUUGGAUGCUGACAAACUCGUUAAGGCAAACACUGAUAUUCUGUACUUUACUAAAGGCUGGGAUAUUGCCAAGAAGUUAAAGGGAGCUUCCUAGCACGUUAGUGUUAGGCAACUUUUCUAACUUCUCCCUAAUAACCCUAAAAUAAUGUGCCCUGCACACCUAGGAAUAAAGAAAAAUAAGUGCAUUUUUCACAUUUUUGAUUGACUAAAUCUUUAUAGAAAUACUUAACUCAUGGAAAGAUAAGGUUACUGUUAAAAAAAUUGGUGCAGAUAUUUUUUCAAUUAUAUAUAACAUGCCUGUAUAAAUAGCCCUUACAAGAAAUUCUUUGGUAAGAACAAACUAAUUUUUCUGUUUUCUAAGCUAUUAUGGAGGUCUCUGGUCCCUUUACAACAAGCAAAAUACUGUAGGUCAUGUACAGUAACAUUUAUUCAUAUUCAUCUUUGGCUUCAUUGUUAAGCACUGUUUUCAAAGUAUCUCAAACUGUGUAGUACCAGAGCGGUUCUCCUCUGUGCCAUAUGUUGUAACUGUAAUACACACUCGAGAGGUAAGCCUCAGAUGGAGCCCCACCACCACCACCUUCAAGUUGCUCGUGAUAGACCCUUUCUUCUAAAAUAAUUUUUGAGUUCUAGUAAGUAAAAUUUCAUUAAUAUCUAAAUGUCUCUGUCACCAACAGGCCAUGAAACUGAUAUGGUUGAUAUGUUACACUUAUUAAACAAUAACUCCCUUAUAGAAAUUUCUGUUUUAGUUCUGGUGUCUUUCAUCAGAAGAUUGAUUUCUUUUUACCAAAAGGCAAUAACCCAGCACUCCAGAUGUGUCUGUUGACAUAACAUUCCCUACAUUAGUGGUUUAAAUAAGCUAUUUUUUUUCUAUAAAAUCUAAUGGCUAGAACAUUACAUCAUUUCUAUCAGUCAUUUAGUGCAGUCAGUUAGCUUUAUUGGUACUGUGCACUUUGACUCCAGAAAGCCCUGGAACAGUCGCUUUUUCAAAUGGCCAGCUAAAUUCAGAUGAACCUUUGUGAACCUCUUAUUCCGUCCACAGCUCUUCUAACCUCUGAAAAUAAAUACAUUCCACAGAAUACCUAAGUUGCAUAAUUUUCAUAAAUGGUAAAUAAGGGAGACAGAAUGGCUCUAGAGCAAGAAUCUUUUCCGGUUCAUGGCCCCUUUUCUUUUUCUGUUUAAACAAAAUCACCAGGAGCAUAUAAUUUAAGAGUUAAAUAUAUCUUUGAGUUUUCAUCUAGCUCUUACAAAAGAUAUAAUGGCAAUACAUAAUCUUUUUUGUUCUCCAGUACCAUGUGAUACUUGGGCAGGCAAAUUGGUAUUUUGUUAUUAUGUUUAAACUGCCCUGCAUUAUAGCAUCUUUGCAUUAGUAGCAGCAGUAAAGAUUGAAAGAAAAUUCAAAAGGUAAUAUGUGAUUUCUUAUUCAUUAUUUCACCAGAGCAUAACCCCAAACUAUACAUUCCUUACUAUUGCUUGAGAACUCCAGAAUACCAACAUAAAGUUCAUCAUAAUUUCACUUACUAUUUUAUAUAUUUGACAAUUGCAACUUUUUUUUCCUUGAGACAGGUUCCAGUUAUGUAGUCUAAGCUAGUCUUGAACUUAGAACCUUCCCACUUCAGCCUUCCAAAUGCUGAGAUUAUAGGUAGGUACCAUAACAGCCAAAAUUAGUCUCUUGAAUGCCUUAUAGAAAAAAAUAAACCAGCCAAUUGGUUUAUUCAAGAAAUUUUCAAACAUGGUACUUUCUUUCAUCCUUUCCUAAUAUUUACAUUAUCAUGAGCAUCCUAAAAGUGCUAAUAUUUGCAGCAUCUGGGAAUGAUCAUUUCUCUUCUCAUUGUGUUCUACAGAAUACAGUGAAGAUUCAACUCAUUCAUUGCCUUUUAUAACUUGAUAGUUGCAGUAUAUUCUCAAAGCUGAAAGACACCAUGCUGAAUUUUGGAGUGCCUAUGUUUAGUACACAUCCUGAGCCAAGUCACAUUUUGGUUAUUUUUAGUACAUGUAAUUUAAUGUAAAGAAAUUCUUGGUUCACUACACUUCAGUAUAUGAGAUCCUAUCAGAAACAGUAAUGGAAAUGCCACAUAGGCCUACAGCCUAUUUUUUUCAUACAGUGUCUAUCAUCCUCUCACCAUCUAUUGAAUUAGUAAUUUCUUUUUCUUUGGCUUUCUUGAAUUUAUCUAAUAAUGUUGAAAAGACCCCUUUUGUACUGCUGAUGAGAUUUCAAUUUUUAUUUCAUUUGUUUUUUAAAAUGUUCACUUUUUCCUAUAGUAUAUACUUAUUUUUCUCCAACCCCUACUCCAUUUCAACUAUUUUCCAGUUAGUAACUAGUGGUUUCAUUUCUUAUCUAAAGUAAGAACACUGAAACAAUAUACAGGUGAGAGUGAACAGCAGAUAAAACUUUAGACCUUUAGUCUGUUAGAUCAAGAAUCAGUUUUGGUUGUGGUGAUACACAUGCACAAUCCCUGCACUCAGGAGGCUGAGGUACAAGCAUGCCUGUGAGGUCAAGGCAAGCAUGGGCUACACAGUGAAUUCCAAGCUAAUCAAGCCCUGUUUCAAAAAAAAGAGAAAUCAAAUGUGUAGCUAAUAUCAAGACUUAGCUUUCUUGUGCUUUCAAUGAAAUCAAGUCUGCUAAUGAAUUCACCAAACCAGUGCAUCCAACAUUAAGGUGGUUUCUGUAUUUUAAGUGGACAGAAAGAACAUUUAAAAAAGACUUAGUUUUUAUCUUCUAAGAAAAACUUAGAAAAUGAUUGUAUUACAUAACUUAUUCUUUAUAAUACUCUACAGUAGAUGAUUCUCUUGCUUUAAUAUCUAGCAAAUGAGAUAAUGAACAGUUUCGUUGUAUGGUUUGAAUAGUUAGGGAUGCGUCUGCGUGUGUGCACUGUGUGUGUGUGUUGAAAUUUUAUAGGGUAUCCCUGUUUCUUUUGUUUAUCUAGAUACCAUGCAACCAAAUACACAUUAGAUUUCAAGAAAUAGCGAUCAAAACUGGAAGCCCAGACAGCAGCUGUGUGGCCUGCUUCCAAUGAUCAAGCAUAAAAUUCUGUCUAGUCUUUGUGCUGAGGGCCACACUGAGCAUUCUUUCUUUCUUAUGGUGGUUUAUAUGUAAUACAUGCAAGGCACUUUAUGUUACCUAUUUCCUUAACUUUCAAAUUCUGCAAACAUGAGGAUCCCCAUAUGGACUAUACCUCAACAAGUGAUCCUGAUCUCAAAUUGUAAGAAAAGUAGAUGUUUAUGGAAUUUAAGUGACUAGUCAGCUGUCCUGUGUAUUAUUCUCAAUUUCCUCUUAAAACAGACAAAAACUUACGUCUUGAGCUUACCUCCAAUAAAACAUGCUACCUGCUAUAAAACUGUCUCCAUCAAUGUAUUUCCCUCAUUCUGCCCUCAUGUCUGGUUUAUCAUUAACUGUAUUUGAAAAGUUUAAGAAAAAUGAAUCAUUGAGAAGAAAAUGACUUACUUUUUAUUGGCAACUGAUUAACAUAAGAUUAUUUUCACUAAACUACAACUUUGAAUAACUAUAUUACAUAUGGAGAGAUAUAUUAAAAACUGGUUUUUGAGAAUAUAAAUGCAUCAAAAGACUAAUGUCAUAAAAUCACAAGAAUAAAGCUGGAGAUGAUCCCAGAAUCCAAGAUGUCCCAAUGGCCUUCUAUAUUAAUUUUGCUGUUCUUGACAUUUUGCAUAAUUCAUGGAUUCUUAGUUCAAAUUAGGAGAAAGAUUUUUGUCAGCCGUAUUCUUUUCUUUCCAACUCCUGCUUAUGCCUUACUGAGGACAUAGUACAAACCUUAUGCUGUCUGUUUUUAUGAGACAUGGUUUUCCCCAGCAUCUACAAUGAAAACAGGUUAGGAUAAAGGAGUUGAUUAGUCUGGAAGUGCUAAUUGACUAUAAAAGCAACAUUAGCCAUCAGUCUCUUCCUCUAUAAACAUUGACCAGUUAGUUGUUUCCAUAAUGCCAUGUAUUAUGUAUAGUAACUCUAUUAAUGUAAAUGUGAUGCUUGUUAAGAAAGUGCAAUUUAUUGUACAUUGUCUCAAUAAAUGUUUACUUUUAUAAUCGUUAUGAACUUGAAUUGGAUUGGUAUCUUGUGUAGAUGUGUGAAUGAAACCUUGUGAAAAACAAAUGUGACCAAGAAGGUAACAAGGUGGCUGUUUUUGUGAGCCAGUGAUGUUUUCAAUGCUUCGUGUUGCCCCUUUGGUCCCACUAAACAGUAAUAAACAUCUGUUUUAAAGUC
Messenger RNA from Alexandromys fortis (reed vole), 6251 nucleotides. RefSeq names its product RAB GTPase activating protein 1 like (gene Rabgap1l). NCBI's taxonomy places the organism in Eukaryota, Metazoa, Chordata, Mammalia, Rodentia, Cricetidae. The coding region runs from base 257 to 1183 and encodes 308 amino acids. The transcript has 9 exons. The record is from RefSeq and is a predicted model, not a curated record.